CAUGGCUGAUGACAGGUUUUAUGAUGAAGCGUAUCAGGAAGGGUUUGAGGAGGGAACUCGUCAGGGAACCAUCGAGGGCAGAAACCACGGGCUGCUUCACGGAGCCAAACUCGGUGCAGAGGUUUCUUUUUAUUAUGGAUUUGCCCUUGCAUGGAAAUGUCUCUUUCAAAACAGUAGUGAUGUUAAAGCAAGAAAAAGGCUGAAAGCUAUGGAAUCUUUGAUUGGAUUGAUCCAAAACUUUCCAUAUGAGGACCCUAAGUAUGAGAAACUUCAAGAGAACAUGGAAAGGCUGCGUGCCAAGUUUAGACAGGUGUGCUCUUUACUGAACGUGGCAACAGACUUUAAAGAAUAUAUAAGAGGAUCAACAGGAAUGUCCUUCUGAGAGAUGGCAGGAGCCUUACAGCAGCCAUGGCAAACUCAGAGCGCCUCCUGUGAGCAAGCCAUGAUGAUCUUCUGCAGACAGACAGUCUUGAUGAAGGGGUUUGUGGUGUUCACGUGCCGUGUGUAUAAGAGAGGAUCGUUAUCACUCUCACUGGACUCGUAAGUCAGAAUUCUGGAACAGCUCUUUAAACUGAAUUCUAGAAAACACAGAGUGGAAGAAUCUGAGUGAUAUACUUAGGUGUUUUAAAGUGAGAUCAACAGGGGUGAAAUAGCAAUGGCAGUGAUAUGAGUUAAUUUAAGACAAGCCAAAGCCACCGUCUUCAUAAGAAUAUUCCAUCUCCCAAGAUGUUUUUUU
This is a messenger RNA of Sinocyclocheilus grahami, 736 nucleotides long. Its product is annotated as oral cancer-overexpressed protein 1-like. The coding region runs from base 2 to 382 and encodes 126 amino acids. NCBI's taxonomy places the organism in Eukaryota, Metazoa, Chordata, Actinopteri, Cypriniformes, Cyprinidae. The record is from RefSeq and is a predicted model, not a curated record. The transcript has 5 exons.